This is a messenger RNA of Magallana angulata, 2022 nucleotides long. RefSeq lists its product as uncharacterized. Gene Ontology annotation, molecular function: misfolded protein binding; protein-folding chaperone binding. NCBI's taxonomy places the organism in Eukaryota, Metazoa, Mollusca, Bivalvia, Ostreida, Ostreidae. Gene Ontology annotation, cellular component: endoplasmic reticulum. The record is from RefSeq and is a predicted model, not a curated record. The coding region runs from base 288 to 1982 and encodes 564 amino acids. The transcript has 7 exons.
AAAUCGUUCUCACAGUUUAAUGAACGUGCCGGCAGAGUAUGACAAUUUACCGUUUGUGUUGGCUAUGGCAUUAGUACAAUCUACAUUUUACCUGUUCAUGGAGAUAUGAAGAUGUGUUUGUCACCGAACGAAAGAGCUUUCUGAUGGUUUAAAGCGUUUACGAGUGAAAAUCGAAAUGAAAGUAGAAUUCUACUCACGCUUCUCUUGUGUACAUGACAUUUAUUAUAUUUUUUUUCUCAAUCGUCGUACAUAGCACAGUAGUGAAGAUGUUUGUGUGAAAAGUCGAAAUGAAAGUAAGUUUUCUAUGUACGCUUCUUUCAUGUAUAUCGCAUGGGCUUUUGGUCGACACCCAACACAUCGACUACUACGCCGUACUUGGUGUCAGAAGGACAGCGGGUCACGAUGAAAUAAGGUCGUCCUACAAAGCAUUGAUGUUGGAGCUACAUCCUGAUAGAAACCGGCAAGAUCUUUUAGCAAACGAAAAAUCAGCCAUGAUAAAUGAAGCUUAUCAUACCUUACGGGAUGAAUAUAGACGUGCUCGAUAUGAUAGGGAGCACCAAUCAGCUGGCAAAUGGGAAGGAACAUACGGGCAGUUUACUUAUAACUAUUUCGAACGAGACGCAGGAUAUGGACAGUUUGCCUACAACUAUUUAAAGCGAUACGCAACAUACAUUAGGAAAUUCGUUGUUAAAGGAGGGGAAACUGAAGAGACUAGUGGUGAUUUGGGAGUUUUCUUGGCUUUUACUGCAACAUUUGUUUACAGGAGCCCUGCGAUCAUGUUUCUGUUGCUUUGGGUGGUUGUUGAGAAUAAACCACAUCUGUUUCUUAUGAUCUGGAUUUCAGCAAAGUUAAAAAAACUGGAGACCAAAUAUUUGCAAUACCUUGCUUUUCUGUGGAUCAUCUACAUUAUCAUCAUCAGAUAUAUCCAUGAAAGCCUGACCUCGGAUUUCAGUUCAAGGAUAUUCCUAUUCCUGUUCAAUUAUCCUAAACUUUUUGUAUUCUAUUUUAUUUCAACUGUAAUUGCAACUUUCGUAUUCUUCUGGAGAUACAAACCUCACCAAAAUCAACAAAUAAAAUUGACUAUUUUUGGUCUACAGCAUGGCAUAGCUUUCUUGCAUCUUUCAGAAACUAUGGAAGGUGAAACAAGCUAUUUGGAUGUGUUGAUUGCACAAUUGAUAUUUGUAGCCAUUUCUGAGAUUUUAUGGAUAAUGUUGUUUAAACAUGUGGAGAGUUUAAUCAAAUCAGACUCCUCUAAGUUGUACACGUUCUGUAAAGUGCGUUGUAGGAGGAUUGCGAAUUUCCUGUUGAGUUGUAUUCAACAAUUUGGUGCUCGUCUCAACAAUUUGAUCAGACGUCUGCGUUUUCAUGUCGAAUCCCUUCCGAAUUUCGCUAGGAUGUACGACGUGACAGCAAUAGCUGUAGCAACACUUUAUAACAAUUCAAUAAAUAUGUGCUGUACUGUUUUUCACUGCAUAUUCAACAUACGUCACAGGAUUGCGAAUUUCCUGUUGAGUUGUAUUCAACAAUUUGGUGCUCGUCUCAACAAUUUGAUCAGACGUCUGCGUUUUCAUGUCGAAUCCCUUCCAAAUUUCGCUAGGAUUUACGACGUGACGGCAAUAGCUCUAGUAACACUUUAUAACAAAACAAUAAAUGGGUGCUGUGCUGUUUUUUACUGCAUAUUCAACAUAAGUCACAGAAGGUCAGCCAACGAAGCACAGGAGCGAAGAUUGCUGACCAAUGUAGAGUAUAUACUGGAGGGACGUUUCCACACACGAGAGCAACUGAAUCUCCUCCGACAGAACUGCCAGAGAAUGCCCGUAAUGAAAACUUGGCAUGUUGCUGGAGCUCAGUCCAAUACUCAUAGAUUUGCUGGUUUUGUUCUUGGCGAAGAUCACGUCACACUCACUGAAAGAGAAGAACAUGAACGGAGCUCUACUAUUUAUCCUGUACGGACCGAAGAAGACCAGGAAGACUCCACGUGAUCUCUAGCUUUACAAACUAGGGUAUAUAAGCUCCCCCCCC